Messenger RNA from Habropoda laboriosa, 243 nucleotides. RefSeq lists its product as uncharacterized. NCBI's taxonomy places the organism in Eukaryota, Metazoa, Arthropoda, Insecta, Hymenoptera, Apidae. The coding region runs from base 1 to 243 and encodes 80 amino acids. The transcript has 2 exons. The record is from RefSeq and is a predicted model, not a curated record.
AUGCAGGAAACAUCUACAGUGGGGAGUGUAAUUAAUAAUCGAAAUCGUGACUGUUUGAGCUGCAGAAUUGUCAGUGGUUUUGGUAUCAUUGGUUCCGGCUUGUAUGUUUGGCAUCAUUCGAAAAAAUUUCAAAAGAAUAUUGGGAAAACUAUAAUGUACUCAAUUGGAAGCGCUUUAUUACUUCUUGGCACUGCUCGAGUUUUGGAUCUCCCACCGUUUCGCAAUCAAUUUAAUCAUGGAUAA